Punica granatum (pomegranate) is the source of this 3413-nucleotide messenger RNA. NCBI's taxonomy places the organism in Eukaryota, Viridiplantae, Streptophyta, Magnoliopsida, Myrtales, Lythraceae. The record is from RefSeq and is a predicted model, not a curated record.
ACUGCACGCGUGCAUGACCCGAUAUCAAGUUCACACUCGCGCGUGAGAUUGGCACCGCAGAAGCAGCAGUCAGCAAUGACGAGGAGGCAGUGGUUCCUCAGGCUAUGACCCGUCGCCGUCGCAUCAUCGGCAGCUUCCCCCUCCCAGCGAAGCCCCUCCGCCUCCGUCUCCGCUUUCGGCUCCCGUCAGUGCUCGGCCUCGUCCAGUCGCUACCUUUUCGCUUCGCCAGAGCCUCCCUCCGCCUCUGCAGGUCCGUCGCCUCCAUAAUCCUCUCCUCCUACCCCUCCGCCGGAUCCCUCGCACGCCUCCUGCCUUCUCUGUCCAUGGAUGAUCUCCUCGCCCCUGACGACUGCCUCUUCGACCUUGAGUAUGGCUCCCGCUCCCUGCCGCUCCUCCGGUAUAUCCCCGACGAUGAUUCCGACGAUCUUGCCCGGGAGAAGGUCUACCUCGUCCCUUACGGGUGGUGGAAAGAGGCUCGUCACUGCACUGCGGAGGAAAUAGUGGGUGUUCGGUACUCUGCAGAUUCAGUGGAUGCUUCUGACUCGCAAAUCUUGCUGGAUUUGCAUAGAGAAGAUACAAGUAAGAGUGAAGAUGAAGAAAUAUUUUUGGGUCGUGAAUUUGCCUUGGUUCGGGAAGGAACAUGGUUGCAGGCUCUCAGAUGGCAACAAAAUUCUAACAGAAUGGAAAAUACUGCUGUGACAGUAGCUGCGACGAAUCUAAUGCACGAUGUGUUUCCUUUGAAGAUCAGGCUUUCUGUUUCAGCAGUUGCAGAGUCACUGCGAGUUAGAAUAAGCCAACUGGAUAAUCCAAUGGAGUUUUAUCGGUGGGCCUUUAAUAUCUUUAGUGCGGAAAAUGACCUGUUAUGCAUCUGGGACUUCUCGGGGCAGACUACCUUAUUUUUCACUGAUGCUACUGAUUCUGCCAUUGGCUUGUCAGAACUUCCAGCACAAGAGGUUUUACUGGAAUUGGAGGCACAUGGAUUGUCAGGUUCCAUGGACAUGCAGGGAAGGGAUGAUGAAAUCUCAAUGUUUGAUUCCAAGAUAGAUGGAUAUUCAUGCAGUGACUCACUUGGGUUGAGUGGGAUCAACAGCGACGUCCACUCUCUUGCAAGCACAUCAAGUUCCUCACGUUCUUGUAAUUCCAGUGGAAUGUUAAGUUUGUUGGGACUGAAAGGAUUGCAAAAUCUUGGUAAUACGUGUUUCAUGAACAGUGCCAUCCAAUGCCUGGUUCAUACUCCGAAGCUUGUAGAUUAUUUCCUGGGAGAUUUUCAGAAAGAGAUAAAUUGUGAAAACCCCUUGGGGAUGCAGGGAGGUCUUGCUUUAGCAUUUGGAGACUUAUUAAGAAGGAUAUGGGCUCCCGGAUCCACCCCAGUUGCUCCCAGAUUGUUUAAGUCAAAACUUGCUUAUUUUGCCCCCCAAUUUAGUGGUUAUAAUCAACAUGAUUCUCAAGAACUUCUUGUCUUCUUGUUAGACGGACUCCAUGAAGAUUUGAACCGUGUAAAGCAUAAGCCUUAUAUAGAAAUCAAGGAUGCAGGGGAUCGUCCAGAUGAAGAAGUAGGAAAAGAAUACUGGGACAAUCAUCUAGCUCGUAAUGACUCCAUAAUUGUUGAUGUUUGUCAAGGUCAGUACCGGUCGAAGUUGGUGUGCCCUUUUUGCAAAAAGGUGUCUGUUACAUUCGAUCCUUUCAUGUACCUGACAGUUCCAUUGCCUUCAACGGCAAUGCGUUCGAUGACCCUCACAGUGAUUAGCAGUGAUGGGACCACGUUGCCUUCUUCCUUUACAAUUACUGUACCCAAGGAUGGAAUGCUGAAAGAUCUCAUGGAGGCUUUAACCAGUGCAUGUUCUUUAAGAAACGACGAAACCCUUGUGAUGGCUGAGGUAUUCAACAACAACAUUAUCCGAUAUCUUGACGAUCCAACAGACUCCUUAGACUUGAUCAGAGAUGAAGAUCGUAUUGUUGCAUAUCGGUUACCCAAAGAAAGUGAGAUGUCCUUUUUGGUGGAGUUCAUCAAUGAAAGAAGGGAUUUCUCCAGCAAGCCAAGUCAAUUUGGGGUUCCACUUUUGGCAAGGGUUGCUGAUCCAUCAUUUGGAUCCGACUUAAGGAAACAGUUCUUGAAGUUGGUUAACCCGCUCCUGAAGCAAAGUCAAGAUGCAUCGAAUGCCUAUGAUGAUACUGAACACUCAGCUUCUACUAAUGAUGAUUCCGAGAUGGAAGAUGCUCAUACUCCAUGGGACACAGAAUCGGAAGCUGAAACAGAAGAUGAUCCAUAUUCUAGCAAUGCUUUCCAAUUUUCUUUGAUAGGUUCCUCAAAGGUAAAAAUGAAUGAACAACUAAAGGUCUCCAUGUACGAGAAGAGCUAUGUACACGUCUUUUGGCCAGAGAAAAUGAUCGAGAAGUAUGACAUAAAUGUUCUAGGUAGUUUGCCUGAGAUUUGCAAGCCCCAGUUGUUUGCAAGAAGGCCUCAGGAGUCUGUAUCCUUGUAUAAAUGCCUAGACGCUUUCUUGAGAGAAGAACCUCUGGGACCAGAGGACAUGUGGUACUGUCCAAGCUGCAAAAAGCAUCAGCAAGCUAGUAAAAAGCUGGACCUGUGGAGGUUGCCGGAGAUUCUGGUUAUUCAUCUGAAACGAUUCUCGUAUAGCUGGUCUUUGAAGAACAAGUUAGAGACAUUUGUCGAUUUCCCCAUUAAUGAUCUUGAUCUCUCGGGUUACCUUGUCCAUAGUAUCAGUAAUUUUCCCUGUAAAUAUGAUCUUUAUGCAAUCAGUAAUCACUACGGAGGCUUGGGAGGUGGUCAUUAUACAGCAUUCAUCAAGCAUGGACAAGGAAGAUGGUACGAGUUUGAUGAUGAGCGGGUUUCUCCCAUUAGAUUGGAUGAGAUAAAGACGUCUGCUGCAUAUGUUCUUUUCUACCAGCGGGUCCCAGGAUAAUGGCGACUGUAUCCUGUGAAUCUGUGUUUGUUACAUUUUAGGGGAGAAGGGCACCGAUACUGUUUUUGGGUAAACAAUCUUUUGUUGCCGGGUAGGAAUUGGAGUUCAACCUCAGAAAGACACCAUAUCCAACUUGAAAUGAAAGGAAAAGAGAAAAAGGGACAGUCCUCACAGUUGUUGAUUGUUCCAAGCUAUGUUGCAAUCAACGUGGCAUGGUUGCAACCAAACGGUGCAAUUACAUAUAUGAUAGGAUAUUCCCAUCUCUUAUCGGUUGAUUCAAUCACCGAUGGUGUUUCAUAUUGGUGGCCUGGAGAAGUCGGGAUAGAGGGACAGCAACUAUUUUGAUUGAUUUAGAAGCUGCACAUUCAUAAUACACAGGAAGUAGAGGUGUAUGCCUUUUGUUUUAAGUUGAAAUUUUGCUAUGCACAUAGUAGACAUCAUGAACAUGAGAAAGGGAAAUAUGGAAUUGCUUCUAUUCUUUCUCUUCAA